AUGGUCAUCCAUAUUAUUGAUUCACAUAUCCACAUCUGGACAGAAACGCAACUAGAUGCGCUCGCCUGGCAUAGGCCCAGCCACCCUCUGGGCUCGCAACAUUCUGUUGAAGACUAUUUAUCAUCUGCUGCAAUCACAGACCAAGAAGGGAAAUAUCUAUUACGCGGGUUCGUCUACCUCGAAGUUGAUCGCAUAUCAUCUGUUGAGGAACAAGGAAAAAAAGGAUGGAGUCAUGUUCUCGAUGAAAUCUCCUUUCUAGCUCGGAUAGCUCGCGGAACACCUGUGGAAGGUGAAGGGCAUGUCGAGGAUCACAAGUCGUUAAUCCUUGGGUUUGUGCCCUGGGCGCCUGUACCUGGUGGUCCGGCUGUCUUGGAGAGAUAUAUUUCUCUUGUCACGGGACGUGUAGCUUCUUCAAUUGCUCAUGAUAAAGAAGAUGAGACAUGGAAGAAAUUGAGAGGAUUCAGAUACCUUGUCCAGGAUAAGCCGGGUGGGACAAUGGUUCAACCAGACUUUGUCGAAGGAUUGAAAUGGCUAGGGAGACAGCGUCUGACAUUUGAUCUGGGCGUUGAUGCUAGACAGGGCGGAUUGGGGCAAUUGAAAGAGGCUGUUGAGCUCAUAAAGAGAGUAAACGAUGGAGUGGACCUAGAAGAUCGGGUUGUUGUCAUCAUUAAUCAUCUGUGUAAACCGAACCUACACAUACCCCCAGACAAACUCAACAAUCAUCCAGACUUCCUCGAAUGGAAGCAACUAAUUACCGCCAUGGCAACACACUCCACAAAAACAUAUAUGAAGCUUUCCGGCCUAUUCUCCGAAUUCCCAAAACUUCCUCUGGAGUAUACGCAAGGAGAUGAACAAGGUAUCAUAAACUAUCUUGUUAAUCAUGCUCAACCCUGGACAGAUGUCGUCUUUGAUGCCUUUGGUCCUCAUAGAAUUAUGUUUGGAUCUGAUUGGCCUGUCUGUACGAUUGGUGCGGGAGCGACAGCUUCAAAAACCGGGGGAGGGAAACGGGGGGCUUGGAUAAGGUGGAUGAAUGUUGUGGAGAAGAUCCUUGAGAGACGUGGAUUGAGUGAGGAGGAAAGGAAGGAUGUUUGGGGAGGCGUUGCUGUUAGGGCUUAUGGAUUGGAUAGUACCUUGUAA
Talaromyces stipitatus ATCC 10500 is the source of this 1137-nucleotide messenger RNA. RefSeq lists its product as uncharacterized. Gene Ontology annotation, molecular function: hydrolase activity. The record is from RefSeq and is a predicted model, not a curated record. The coding region runs from base 1 to 1137 and encodes 378 amino acids. The transcript has 2 exons. Lineage: Eukaryota; Fungi; Ascomycota; Eurotiomycetes; Eurotiales; Trichocomaceae.